UAUCUUGGCCACAACGCAAACAGUUUGUCGUUUAUCCCACCAUAAAAAUUCCCUAUUCCCAUAACAACCGAAACGUAAUUCCCAUCGUCACCGUACGCCACCCAGCAACCCCUCCUCCCCAUCCCUCUCCUCCUCCUCCUCCUCUACGUCGCUGCCAUCCGCCAACAGCGCGUUCAACUGUAUCGAUCAGGGCGAUCACUCUAACCAGUGACCGGCGCCUCGGCAAGAUGGCUUCCUCUGAACCUCUCGUUCUUUUAGCCGUGGAUGGAAGUGAAUUCUCGGAAUAUGCCUUCAACUGGUAUGUUCAACACUUCCACAAGCCAGGGAACAGAUUACUGCUGGUGCACUGCCCUGAGACCUUCGCUAAUGUCACCAUGAUGAGUCCCAGCAAGGUACAGGAGCUCAUCACCCAAUGCGAGGAGAAGAUGCAGACACUAGAGAAGAAGUACACGGACAAGAUGAACGAACAUGGCAUCAAGGGCGACUUUGCUCGCCUUGACGGCGAGAAGCCAGGCCCGUCCAUUGUAGAAUGUGCAGCAGCUCGCAAUGUCUCCUUCAUCGUGACCGGAACUCGGGGACUCGGCAAGUUCCGACGUGCAUUGAUGGGCAGCGUCAGCGACUACGUAAUACACCACUCUCCCGUGCCCGUGUUGGUAUGCAGACACAAAGAUAAAGAUUAACUUGGGCACCAGCGAGUAGGACACUUCCAAAGUUCACGUGACCAUAGCAUCGAGAAGGCUAUUAGAUGCAAUCGAUGGACACGGCCCAUGCAAAGUGAUUUUGGGGGAUAACAUCCAUGUUGUUUAGGUCUGUAUAUCAUUUGUAUAUAAGUGUUUGAGAAGGUAUAGAUGGUGUGCAGCGCCACUCACGGGUACAGUCGUCAAGCUCAGUUUGGUCACCCUAUUAAGGUAGCAACUUAUAAAGUGUAAUUGGAUUCAUUUGUAGAUGUCAUUCCAAACUGCUGAAAUAACAACCUUGUUUUUCUGAAUGACAAAUCCCGUCGAUAUUUACAGUCAAUGCCACAUAUACGAUAAAGCAGGCCUGUCAGCUUACAUUGGUCAAUAUUGUAUUGUAACCCUGUGCACAUGCGUGACGAACAUAUAUCUCCUGGAUGCAGAAAUAAAUAAGAUAUCACUGA
This is a messenger RNA of Haliotis rubra (blacklip abalone), 1138 nucleotides long. RefSeq names its product universal stress protein in QAH/OAS sulfhydrylase 3'region-like. The transcript is spliced from 4 exons. Lineage: Eukaryota; Metazoa; Mollusca; Gastropoda; Lepetellida; Haliotidae. The record is from RefSeq and is a predicted model, not a curated record. Bases 228 to 680 code for a protein of 150 amino acids.